Molecule: messenger RNA, 2549 nt
Organism: Thecamonas trahens ATCC 50062
Lineage: Eukaryota; Apusomonadida; Apusomonadidae
Product: WD repeat protein 63
Exons: 1
Coding region: 10-2526 (838 amino acids)
Biological process (GO): cilium movement involved in cell motility; inner dynein arm assembly
Cellular component (GO): inner dynein arm
Molecular function (GO): dynein heavy chain binding; dynein light chain binding
Source: RefSeq, a predicted model, not a curated record
GCCGGGGAGAUGGAGCGGGACGACGAGGUACCCGAGGGUGUGGAGAAGCUAUUCCUCCGGCUUGAGCACCAGCGGCACUUUCAUACUAUUAUUGGUGAGGACGUGACAGUCCAGGACCCGUUUGUCCUCCUGCCCAAGGCCGCCCUGGAGGACCAGCUCGACUCUAUUGUCUUUGCCUUUGACCCGCUGCUGAAAAAGGUGGCAAACUACGACGGCGAGGAAAUGCUCCUGGUCUACGACGACAACGACGACGGGGAUGGCCACAACUUCCUCCUCUGUGUCACCGAGGAGGCCAAGGAGAACAUGCUCGGUCGUGCUGGGCCUGGCCCUGGCGGCUCGGCCAGCCGGGCUGACCGGGCCGCCGGUGAGGCAGCCGACCCGGGCGCGGCAGGCGGGCAGGGCGGCGGGCCCGGACCUGACCGUCGCACCGCCUCGGUCUUUAUCUCGGCGGCGCCCGGUGAGGUCGAGGCCGAGAUUGCCGCCGGCUCGGCCAAGCCAACCCGCCCGCUGCUCAAGCUGGCCAUCUCGCGCCCGCGCAAGUUCUUUGGCGCGCCGUACAAGCUCGGCGAUCGCGAGGCCCACGAUGGGAUGGAGGAGUGCCGCCCGUACAAGGACCCCAACUUUUCAGUCGUCCGCCUCGAGGCCGACGUCGGUUUCCAGGCCGUCCGGCGGACCGCCGAGUCCGGCUUGCAAACCGGUUGGAGCAAGCCGGAGAACGCCGCGACGCAGUGGGAGGCGCAGACCAUGGAGUCGGCCGCCGCCGCCAAGCACCUCGACGACGACGCCCUGGCGGCGGCGCUGGGCGAGAAGGCCGCGCUCUUUGAGUUUGCCCUCCAGCAAAACAACGCCGUCAACGUCUACGCCGACAACUUUGCCGCCCUCGUCGACGAAGACGCCGUUCUCGGCCGCGAGUCCGAGUCGCUCCUUGUGGAGACCCACUCGUGCUCGGACGCGCAACUCAUCGGCGACGCGCUCCUGACGUCGGCAGACUGGCAGCCCGGCCGCCGCGAUGUCCUCGCCGUCGCCGUUGCCGCCAAGGCCUCGUUUGACGAGCGCGCCGCAGAGUCGAACGUCAACAAGCCGCCGUCGCUGGUCGCGGUCUGGAACCUCUCGGUCACCAUCCACUCGCACCCGGUCCUCUUGCUGCAGGCCCCAGCCGACGUCCGUGUCGUCCGGUUCUGCCCCUCGCAGCCGCACAUUCUUGCCGGCGGCCUCGUCACCGGCCAGGUUGUCAUCUGGGAUAUUGCCGAGGCGCAGGCCGCCGUCGAGUCGUCGCACCUCAGCGGGAGCGGAAGCGCCGGGCCGGCACUCGGCGCCUCGGCCGCCACCGCCGUCCUCCCGGACGUCCUGCAGGCAAAGGCCACGCCCGCGGCGUCGCGGCCUGGCACCCAGGGAGGGAGCGGGAGCGCCGGUACUGCCGGUGCCUCAGCCGCUGCUGACAUCCCGGUUGUCUCGUUCUGCCUCCUCUCGACCAUCGAGAGCUCGCACAAGCGGCCAGUGACGGACAUUGUGUGGAUGCCGCCGCAGUUUGAGGUCAACUCGUCGGGAACAGUCAACGAGGACGAGACGGUGCUCUCGCACCAGUUUGUGUCGUCGUCGUACGACGGCGCAGUGGUGUUCUGGGACAUCCACUCGCGGAAGGAUCUGGUGUCGGAGCGGGCGUGGCGGCCGCUGCACCGCAUCCGGCUGCACAAGGUGUCGCGGAUGGGCGACCACGGCCCCAUCAAGGUGGCGGUCGACCCGUUGCGCGCCCAGCUGACGGCCAUCACUGAAGAUGGCGAGCUGGUCUUUGCAGACUGGCGCAUCAACCGGUCCGAGCAGAAGCGGCAGGUCGUCCGCGCCAACUUUUACGGCGCGCCCGGCUUUGGCGCCGCCAUUGCUCCGCACCCGGUCCUGCCGUCCAUCAUUCUCACGGCCUCGGACUGGUGCACCCAGAUCUGGACCGAGGCCGAGUCCAAGCCGCUCAUCACAUCCCCGGCGACACCAGCUGUCAUUACUGAUGCCGUCUGGUCGCCGUCGCGGGCUGGCGUCUUUUACAUCGCCCGCGCAGACGGGUGCAUCGAGGUCUGGGACUUGCUCGAAAAGUCGCACGGCCCGUCGCGCAUCGAAAACAUCACCAGCUCAACCGCCAUCACCUCGGUCGCCAUCCUCACCGUCCCGCACAAGAAGCGCAAGCGGAAGGCGGUCAAGCAGCUUCUCGCCAUCACCGAUGACUCGGGCUUUGUCCGCGUCGUCGCCAUCCCCCGCUCGCUGGUCAAGGGCCCAGCCCAGGAGGCCGAGUUUGUGGGCAAGCUCUUUGAGCGCGAGCGUGAGCGCCUUGUCUACUUUGCGGACGUCAUGAUCCCGCACCGCGACGAGCUCGCCCUAGCUGAGCGCGCCUCGGCCGACGCACGCGCAAAGGCUGCCGCCAUGGCCGCCAUGGAUGCCGACGAAGACGCCAAGGAAAAGGUCGCAGAGCUGCAGUACCAAAAGUUCCAGGCCAACUUUGAGCGCGAGCUCGAGAUGAUGGCUGGCGGCGCGCCGUAGUAGUAAAACGCGAACAACUGCUA